UUAGAGUUACUGUUCUGAAAUUAUAGGUGGCGCUGCAACCAAAACAGGAAGUUAGAUUUUGGCAGGGCCUUUCAAACUGAAAAAAAGUAGAAAAACAAACGAUUUUACCGUUUUAAAGUAUUACAGAUAGUUGUCAUUGUCAGAAAAAAGUAUGUUUAAGGCUUCACAGACUGCACAGCGAUAUAUACCAGGUCUAAAUCAAAGACCAGCUGAUGUACCUCAGGAAGAUGUUGUUCCUAACAGUCAGAUACCUAAAGAUAUUCCACCAGAGUUAGUUAGAGAUUUUAAGAGUGGAGCUAAACAUCCAGUGAGUGCUCUGAAUGAAUUUUGUGCCUUACAACGGAGGAAGUUAGAAGUAAGAGAAGUCGCAGUCACUGUUAUGACACUUAGUGUAUCGUUUGCCAGUCAAUGUGAUGUUGACGGGAGAAAAUUUCCUCAGGGGGUCGGUAAAACUAAGAAAGAGGCUAAAACUAAUGCUGCACAUAUAGCGCUGAGUAUACUGUUAGGUCUACAAGAUCAUCACCAAGAUGAAGAUGAAAGUGGGAAUGUGAUAUUUGAUUCAAUGGGAAGAAAGAUAGUAAUGAAAGAUGGCCAUGAGAGAGCCGUAUGUGUCAAUGCACCAUUCACUACACAGGCUGAGACCAAGGCAGCUGCAUCUUUACAGAAAACUCCAGUCCAACAGCUACAAGAAUACUGUUCACAGCGAAGAGUACCAUUUAACAUAGAAGUCAGUGAACAUCCUGGACCAUUUGGAUUUGAAGCAUUGGUAUAUGUUGAUGAUGAUUUAAUCGCUAAAGAAAGCGCCAGAACUAAAAAAGAUGCAAAGAACCAAGCUGUGUCAGAGGCUUUGUCUCUUCUCAUACAAUCUAAUACAUACCCUACUGUAAAUAAAAUAAUUGAAGAAGACAGAAUAGCUCAGUUGUCUUUUAAAGUAUUAAACGAGAAACUAAAAGAUGUUCCAGAGAUAGCCAAUGAUAAGAUCUCAUUAGCUGCAUUUCUUAUAAAGAGAGGUGACUCUGAACCACAAGUUGUAGCUUUUGGCACCGGUAACUGUUGUCUAUCUAAAGACAGUCUGACAUUGGAUGGACGAUGUAUGAUUGAUAGCUAUGCAGUAGCGUUGGCUAGGAGAGCACUUGUCAAAUACUUUUUCAAAGAAAUAAAGAGUUUUUGGGAAGGUGGAUCUGGAGCCAAGAUAUUAUCCAUCUUUGAGCAGGUUACAGAGACAUCUCGUAUGCUGAGAUUAAAAGAACACAUCACCUUACACUUGUUCGUAACAGACCCUCCAACUGGAGACUAUGGUUACUACGCUGAUUUGAGACCCUGUACACCAUUAUCUGACGAGAAACAACAGUUGGUAUCACAAGGAGCACACUUUCCAAACUUUGCAGAAGAUUUACCUGGCUGGUUUAAUACAAAGAAUGAAGAUGGUGAAGUUUUACCUGUAGAAGAGGACCAAGAACCACGACAAACCAUGGCCGAUUUGAGUAGUGAUCAAUCGUUAUUACUGAUGACGUGUAGUGAUAAACUGUUACUAUGGAAUGUUGUAGGUGUCCAGGGGGCACUGUUCAGUAACUUUUUACAACCAACAUACAUAUCUUCCAUAACUGUAGGUCGUCAGUAUGAUCAUGGACAUUUCUCACGUGCCAUGUGUUGUCGUGUGUAUGAUGUCCUAGAAAAGGACCUUCCUAACGGUUAUCAAAUCAAUCAUCCCACCUUGACAACAUUGUCGUCUCCCUAUCAACACCACGAUGAAACGUUAACACAUUUGUGUAUGAACUGGUCAGUGGAGGAUGAAGUAGAAGUCAUAGAUGGUCUGGAAGGUAGAACUGAUGAUAUAUCUCCAUCCAAAACUGGACCUACAAAAGCAAGUCGUCUAUGUAAAGCUGGUUUUCUUCAUAGAUAUAAAGAGUUAGCUAAAUUGACUUCACAGAAUCAACUUCUUCAAGUGCCUACAUACUCUGCAGCCAAACAAAUGAACAAAAACUAUCAAAGAGCCAAACAGGCAUUCAGAAAACAUUGUCAUGACAUUGGAAUAGGAAACUGGGUCCGUAAACCAGUUGAAGUUGAUCAAUUUGUCAAGUGACUAUACAGAACAUUGGCAAUUGGCUUUACAGAACAUUGUCAAGUGACUAUACAGAACAGUGGCAAUUGGCUACACAGAAGAUUGUCAAGUGACUAUACAGAACAUUGGCAAUUGGCUAUACAGAAGAUUGUCAAGUGACUAUACAGAGCAUUGGCAAUUGGCUAUACAGAACAUUGUCAAGUGACUAUACAGAACAUUGGCAAUUGGCUAUACAAAAGGUCUUUCAUGUCAUCCUGUACAAAUGGAAUGGAUCAUCAGUCAUAUGAUACUUGUUCAUGUCAACAUAAAUCAUAUGCUCUUUUAUCAUGUGAUCAAUAGUCUAGUGCUCAUUUAUCAUUGUUCAUUGCAAUUGUCAUGAUAUUUAUCAUUGUGCAUUGCAAUUUUCAUGAUAUUUAUCCUAGUUCAUUGCAAUUGUCAUGAGAUUUAUCAUUGUUCAUUGCAAUUUUCAUGAGAUUUAUCAUUGUUCAUUGCAAUUGACAUGAGAUUUAUCAUUGUUCAUUGCAAUUGUCAUGAGAUUUAUCAUUGUUCAUUGCAAUUGUCAUAAGAUUUAUCAUUGUUCAUCGCAAUUGACAUAAGAUUUAUCAUUGUUCAUUGCAAUUUUCAUGAGAUUUAUCAUUGUUCAUUGCAAUUGUCAUGAUAUUUAUCAUUGUUCAUUGCAAUUGACAUGAGAUUUAUCAUUGUUCAUUGCAAUUGUCAUGAGGUGUCCCAUGGUGAUCUAAUUGUUUUAAUUGAUUUUGUAUUUUCAAUGAGAUUUUUGUGCAAAUUUUGACAACAUUCAUUUGUUGACAUGUGUAACAUUGUCAACAGAAGGCAAAUUGUCCUGUUCAGAUUUGUGAUAUGAACUUGCUCAAACUUGUGAUGAAAUUUGAGCUUUUGCUCUGUGUUGAAACCACGGAGUGUGACUUUCAGAUGAAGAACAGCAAUAUUAGAAUCUAUUCCUGUGCAAUUGUCAAGUGUGUGUACUAUUUUGUUUUAUGGAUUGAUACACAAUAUCUUUUCUAUUACAUUGUUUCUGGGGACAGUUGUCUUAUUGGUAGUCAUACCACAUGUACAGGUGUGUCUUCAUUUUGUUAUAUUUGUAUGCAUUGUUUCAUCAUUUUAAAAAUAGCUAUUCAAUUUUUAAAAACCAUCAUGCAGUCAGGGGAAAUGCUUAGGCAGGUAUUAUUUAUAUAUACUUGCAUCAACUUUAAAAUAAGUCUUUGUGGGUUAAAACAUUCCUCUUUUUUUCUAUUUCUGGAUUGUUAAUUAUUUUGUAGAAUCAACUGUUCAAUGUUUCUAAACAAAGACAUUUAUUGCUUAUAAAUAGAUGUAGGCAGUUUUUAAAAAUAAU
Messenger RNA from Mytilus trossulus (common blue mussel), 3413 nucleotides. RefSeq names its product adenosine deaminase domain-containing protein 1-like. The transcript has 13 exons. Gene Ontology annotation, cellular component: cytoplasm; nucleolus. Gene Ontology annotation, molecular function: tRNA-specific adenosine deaminase activity; double-stranded RNA binding; double-stranded RNA adenosine deaminase activity. The record is from RefSeq and is a predicted model, not a curated record. Gene Ontology annotation, biological process: RNA processing; adenosine to inosine editing. The coding region runs from base 152 to 2083 and encodes 643 amino acids. Lineage: Eukaryota; Metazoa; Mollusca; Bivalvia; Mytilida; Mytilidae.